AUGCUGGAUUUGGAACCAUUUGAGAUCAUCGACGAAGUUAUUGUGGAAAAUGAUGGAACUGUGGAUUUAGCUUCAAACAAUGAAAACGUGAUUGCACUUAAUUCAAAUGCAAGCCCAAUCGUCGAUAUAAGCCAAGAUGGAUUAAAGAAAGCUGAUCUGCUGAAGAAAACUGCCCUAAACGUUGUGCUGCGAUGUGAAGAAACGAUAAAUAAAGUGGAUAAGAAACACGAUUUGACAUUGUUAUCAGCUAAUGAUUCGCCCAAAUUCGAUAUCAUGAACAAUCAUAAUGACUGGAAGACGCGUAACAAGAGGUUGAAACCAUGGCGCGGUAGUAGAGCAGAUAGGAAGGUAAAAAAGGAGCCGAUGGACUUGCUCGAGAAAUAUGAGGAAGUUCCACUGAUAUCGCUGAACGUCACAAACGAGUCACAAGGAGGAAAGGUUAAAGCAUUUAUUGGACCGUGCCUCAUUUGUGCAGAACCUUCAUAUGGAAAACAUUAUGGAGUGGUCGCUUGUCUUGGAUGUAAAACAUUUUUCCGACGAGCCAUCGUGCAAAAGCAAACCGACGAAUGUCAGAGAAAUGGUGCCUGUUCGCCCGAAGAGAACGCGAAGAAAAUUUGUCGAUCUUGUCGAUUGAGAAGAUGUUUCGAAGUUGGUAUGAAAAUUGAAGCUCUUCAACCACGACGUGAUCUCAUCGGUUUUCGGAAAUAUCAGCGAAGAAUUAGUGGAAAAGGGAAAGGAGUUGAGAACAAAGAGCCGCCAGCCGUCCAAAAUGAUAGCCCUAGUGGGCAAGUGAGUCCAUCAGGUAGUGAUACAUCAAGUGGGGAGCACCUCGAGCUGAUGGGCCGUUUGACCCACAUCGAUAUGUUCAUCAGAGAGAAAAAGGGAGAAUGGAUCAAAGCCGAUGAGGAUGCUAGAAAGCUUGCGUAUCAAGAUGAGAAAUCGCACAAGGAGGACGAUGAUAUUGGUCGGAGGAUAAUUUUGGCGCGUGAUGUCUACAUUAUUACACAAUUUGAUAUGCAGGCGAUGAUCCAAUGGGCCAACUCUCUUCCCGUCUUUGUUAAUCUUGCCCUGAAAGAGAAAGAAGCUUUAAUAAAACGCUUUGCGAUGCCUUAUCACAUUCUCGAGCUCGGCUACUACACGGCGACGACUGAUGUUAUGAAUGCAUGGCUCUACCCUAAUGGAAGUUGUAUGCCAAGGAAUGUGGCUGCUUUAGCUAAUCAGGAUGAAAUUCCGGAAGAUCGGAAAUGGAGGCAGGAGAAACUCUACAAACAAAUGACCGAAUGUUGCAUUGAUGAGGUAUGUGAUCCCUUACGAAAACUUCAACUUUUACCUGCCGAACUCGUUACCCUGAAGAUCAUCAUGCUUUUACAGUGUGGUACAACUCAAAAUGAAGACCAGUCCGACUUGUGUGACGAAUCGAGGAAACGAUGUGCUCAUUUCAAGAAUCAAGUGAUUGCUUCACUCUUCAAAUACUAUGAAAGUGUAAAUAUGACCAAUCAUGAAGAACGAUUUGGAAACGUGGUGUUGAUGAUUUCGGGAAUCAGCUCGGCAGCGGCUGCUAUGCUCGAGAGUUAUCAGGUGAUGCGCCUCUUCAAUAUCGUUCAAUUCGACCGGAUCUCCACUCAACUUCUUUUCAACACCGAAGAA
This is a messenger RNA of Mesorhabditis belari, 1647 nucleotides long. The record is from the annotation of a GenBank genome assembly. NCBI's taxonomy places the organism in Eukaryota, Metazoa, Nematoda, Chromadorea, Rhabditida, Rhabditidae.